Chiroxiphia lanceolata (lance-tailed manakin) is the source of this 2514-nucleotide messenger RNA. It is a transcript of the gene CARF, whose product is annotated as calcium responsive transcription factor. The coding region runs from base 404 to 2494 and encodes 696 amino acids. Gene Ontology annotation, biological process: regulation of transcription by RNA polymerase II. Gene Ontology annotation, molecular function: RNA polymerase II cis-regulatory region sequence-specific DNA binding; DNA-binding transcription factor activity, RNA polymerase II-specific. The record is from RefSeq and is a predicted model, not a curated record. Gene Ontology annotation, cellular component: nucleus. The transcript is spliced from 16 exons. Lineage: Eukaryota; Metazoa; Chordata; Aves; Passeriformes; Pipridae.
AAUUAUGUUGUACUUAUGCUGGUAUCACUUCAUGUUAAUAUGGUUUAAGUUAUUGUUUCUUUGUCUGCCACAGUACUUUUCCAAACAAGAGGAAGGUGUAAAAAUGCUCCUGCUUCUAACUGUGGUCCAUCAAAACCUACCUUUCAAGAGCAAAGCUUCAUUAAAGCCUACAAGCGAGGGGCUAGGAGUACAGGCCAAAAAGAAAAGCAGUGAGAGUACUGCAUAUUCUGGUCACGCUGUAAUGAAAGAAAACGGAGCUGACCAUGACAUUGCUAUGGAAGGACCUAACGAUUUGUUCGUAGGCAACUGCGAUGGUGCAGGAGAGUCCGAGACAAAUGAUCCGGUUUUCCAGAAGUUGCUACUCAAAGUACAUUUUACCGUUUCUCCUCUGUGAAGGCAUUUAAUGUGCAUGGAUUCCAGGGAUCCAUUGUUUGGCCAGAGUGACUCUCCUGCUGCCCUGCCCAUCACAGUCCACCUCUUAGGCAGUUCUGCAUCCUCGGCUGUGCCGGCGCGGUCACUCCAGCCACGGGCUCCCUCUGCAGAGGAGUUCCAGCUGGCAGACCAAACCAGGCAGCCUCUCUGUGAGCUGCAGCCCCCAGGAGGGCCCAGUGCACCCAUGAUGAUUGUUGCCAGCCAGUCAGAAAAUGGACAGGUGCUGCAUGUCAUUCCUUCUGCUCAGCCAGGAGUGACCCAAGUGAUUAUUCCUCAAGGUCGGCUUCUGGAUGUGACCAGCACACAGGAUGCUUCGGAAGAGAACUGUGGUGACGGGAACCUGCAGACUGUGGUGGUGGCUGCUAUAGCAGACAGUGCAAGCAGUUACAUUCUGCAUCCACAGGCAUCUCUCACUGUAUCGAAAAAAACAACCACCAGGGUAGUGGAAGAUCCUUUUCACAUCCCUCACCAGCCUUUGCCACUAAAUACCCCUGCAUGGGCACGCUGUCUCAGGAACUGUGAGAAAAUUGGGGACUCGUACCGCGGCUAUUGUGUGAGUGAGACAGAAUUAGAGAGUGUUCUAACGCUACACAAGCAGCAAACACAAAGUGUCUGGGGGACACGCCAGUCUCCAAGCCCAGCCAAACCCGCCACACGGUUGAUGUGGAAAUCUCAGUAUGUCCCAUAUGAUGGGAUCCCCUUUGUCAAUGCAGGAAGCAGAGCCAUUGUAAUGGAGUGUCAAUAUGGGCCAAGGAGGAAAGGUUUCCAGCCCAAAAAAGCUGGUGAGCAGGAAAGCACCUCUGGCCAUCUGUACAAAGCCACUUGUCCAGCAAGAAUCUAUAUUAAAAAGGUUCAGAAGUUUCCAGAAUACAGGGUUCCUACUGAUCCUAAAAUUGACAAGAAAAUCAUAAGAAUGGAGCAGGAGAAAGCAUUCAACAUUCUGAAGAAGAACUUGAUAGAUGCUGGUGGUAUCCUCAGGUGGUAUGUACAGUUACCCACUCAGCAAGCUCACCAAUACCAUGAAAUGGAAACAUCCUGCCUCCCUCCUUCACCCUCCCAUUUUCCUGUGUCUUCUCCUGAGGAGGAGGAGGAGGUUGUUAGAGAUGAGAACUGUGCUCUGCCUUCUCGACUUCAUCCUCAAGUGGCAGACAAGAUCCGAGAACUGGUGUCUCAGGGGAUAGAGCAGGUCUAUGCAGUGAGGAAGCAACUAAGAAAGUAUGUGGAAAGAGAGUUAUUCACGCCUGAUGAAGUGCCAGAAAGACAUAAUCUGUCCUUCUUCCCCACUGUGAAUGACAUCAAGAACCACAUUCAUGAAGUACAGAAGUCUCUAAGGAAUGGAGAGAUGGUGUAUAAUUCAGAAAGUAUCCCAGCAAUGCUGCAAUGGACCACAGACAGUGGGAAUGUCCUCACAGAAACAGUGACUGUUACGUUUGCCUCACCACCUUCAGAUGGGAGCUCAGGAGGGGAGUCAGUCAUCACCAAAGCAGAAUCCAACCAGAGUGGGGAGUCCUUGCCACCAGAAACAGCCCAGCUGUUGUCUUCACUGUCUUCACUUCAGCCCAAGAUAUUUGCACAACUUCAGGGAUUACAGCUGCAGUCAGCAUUUACCUCCACAAAUGGAUCAACUGCCCUGAUAGCUGUAAAUAACCAUUCCCCUCCCAGCCCUGCAAGUCUCCUGGAUUCCCUAGGGAGUGCAAUAACCAGCCAUUCUCUACCACGUAAUCAGGGACAUAACCUGCAAGCAGGUGCUGGCCCAACACAGCACGGUGCUGCUGCCUCUGCUUUUGGGACUCCACCUGGCUCUGAUCAAAGUCUGGCCACCAUGGGCCAAUUGGUACCAGCUGGAGGCGUAAAUGACUCCAGAAGCCUGGAAGGAGUCCAUCAGAUUCUCUUGGGAGAUGUACAGACUAUUCCAGUUCAGAUUGUGGACAACCACCCAGCACUUACUGAAGAAAAUACAGAGGGUAUUACCUGUGAGAGCCAAGUUAAACAAGAGCCAAGAGAAAAAGCGUUGUCUGUGGAGCCAGAUAAAAUCAGAGACUGCAAUAGUUCCUCACCAUAGUUCUUCACCUUCACCUGUAA